GGUAAAACAUCGUUUGUUUUUUUUGUGUUUAUCUCUUUUAUAUCUACUUGUUGUUAUAUGCGUGUUUAUGGAUGUGAAAUUUGGGCAAAAGACGGUGUUUUAAAAUUUGCGUUGAAUACGGGUUGAAACAAACAGUUAUUCCUAUGAUUUGGUCUCUUAAAAUUUAUCAUUUUUUAUUCAUUUUUACAUAUUCCUAUUGUUAUAAUGUAUGCUAUACUAUGUACCCUCCUGCUUAUAUCACUGUUUGUCACUGUUUGUUGCGCGUUCGGUGUGCUGUGCUGCGUGUUAUAUUUGUGCUUGCGAUUUAUUCUUGUUAUAUUUGUGUUCUACUAGGGAAAGCAUUACAUGUUGAGUCAGAAGAUGUUUUUUUAUAAUUCAGCAUUCUCAAGCAAUAAUAUGAUCUUUACAUU
Messenger RNA from Myxozyma melibiosi, 410 nucleotides. RefSeq lists its product as uncharacterized. NCBI's taxonomy places the organism in Eukaryota, Fungi, Ascomycota, Lipomycetes, Lipomycetales, Lipomycetaceae. The transcript has a single exon. Bases 144 to 374 code for a protein of 76 amino acids. The record is from RefSeq and is a predicted model, not a curated record.